Poecilia latipinna (sailfin molly) is the source of this 3331-nucleotide messenger RNA. RefSeq names its product zRAB1B, member RAS oncogene family a (gene rab1ba). The transcript is spliced from 6 exons. Lineage: Eukaryota; Metazoa; Chordata; Actinopteri; Cyprinodontiformes; Poeciliidae. Gene Ontology annotation, molecular function: GTP binding; GTPase activity. Bases 289 to 894 code for a protein of 201 amino acids. The record is from RefSeq and is a predicted model, not a curated record.
CACUACCGCACCUGCGCAGUCAUCCUUAAACCUUUACCAAGCAGCGAACACAGAAAGGCAGGAGAGAAAGAGGAAAAUAUAGCAUUAGACGUGACUGGAGUUGAAAUAUGUGUGCUUAAAAGAAAGAUAUUUGAAACAAUUAAGGUAGGAUACACAGAGGUCGGCAGUACAGACGGUUAUAAAUCUUCUAAGUGCCUCAGAAUCGAGCCUACCGUCCAGUCAUCUGUUCGGUUUGUCGUAGAGGGAAGGAAGAGUGUUCGCCCAAAGAGACGCAGCGCAAGUGAAACCAUGAAUCCCGAGUAUGACUAUCUGUUCAAGCUGCUCCUCAUCGGAGACUCUGGAGUGGGAAAAUCCUGUCUUCUUCUGCGCUUCGCUGAUGACACCUACACAGAGAGCUACAUCAGCACCAUCGGAGUGGACUUUAAGAUCCGCACCAUCGAGCUAGACAGCAAGACGAUUAAACUGCAGAUUUGGGACACUGCAGGUCAGGAGAGGUUUCGAACCAUCACCUCUAGUUACUACCGUGGAGCCCAUGGCAUCAUCGUGGUGUAUGACGUGACUGACCAGGAGUCUUAUAACAACAUCAAGCAGUGGCUGCAGGAAAUCGACCGCUAUGCCAGUGAAAAUGUGAACAAGCUUCUGGUGGGCAACAAGUGUGACCUCACCACUAAGAAAGUGGUGGACUACACAACAGCCAAGGAGUUUGCCGACUCUCUGGCCAUCCCCUUCCUGGAGACGAGUGCCAAGAACGCCACCAACGUAGAGCAGGCUUUCAUGACCAUGGCAGCUGAGAUCAAGAAGCGCAUGGGGCCAGGGGCCACGGCCAGCGGCGACAAGCCCAACCUAAAGAUUGAGAGCACCCCAGUGAGGCAGUCUGGAGGUGGCUGCUGUUAAGGGACCCAUGCCUUCGCACCCCUAAACCCCACAUCUCUUGUGAAUCCCUCUUUCAUGUUCGUUCUUCCCUUUCCCUCGCCUUCACCAUUUCAUCACUUUAACCCCCCUGACCCCUUCCACUCCCUCCCCAGCCUGCCUUCUUAGCCCCGCCUUCCGUUUAGCACCCUUGGGCAUCAGAGAGGGUUGAAAGGUCAGGUAAUGACCCCUCUGGGUGCUGAUCUGAUGGAAGCACGGUGGAAGGUUCCAGAGGCAGUGACGCGUUCUGCUCAGAGGACAGAGGAUUGUUACAGGGAAGGCUGGUUCACUGAGAGACUUCACCUGUUCCUGCUCACACACUAUUGUCCAGUUAGAGUUAAAAAGACUGAAGUCAAGUUUCUUCGCCCCCCUCACCUUUAUCCCCACCCGGUUCGGUCCUGGGAGGAUUUCCCCUUCUGCUGUUGCUCUCAGACUGUAAUCAUCACACAAGUUCCCCGUUAAGGCUCCAGAUGGCGCUCUCUCAGGCAGCUUCUUCCAUCCGUCCGCUUCGUUAGCUUCCUUGUAGCCUGCCGUACAAACAUUCAUUUCCAACAUUUGGGGCCUUAAAUGUUUGCUGACAUCUCAACUCAUGUCUUAGCUACAUGCUAACAUCCCCCCUCUGUCUGUGUACUGACAGAGGAGUACACACACAGAUCCAGGUGGUCCACCUGGAGAGUAGGAGUCAGCUGGGGUAAAACCCUGACCUUCAGUGUUCAGAGCACACCUCUCAACUGGGCCUGGGUGGAUAAGGAUGGUGCCAUCCACCCUCAUCCGCCCAGGCCCUGUGGAGACUGGAAUCUAUGGCAUUAGCUUUCCCUUGAUGACUGAACAUCGAGUCACUAAGUGUUUCUGUCAGCAGGUGGCGUUAUUCCUUACAGAUUAUAGCAUUAGAAGAAGGGGAAGCCUUUCAUCAGCUUCAUUAUUGUUGAGGUUUUAUUGAUAUCGGCCCAGUAAGAUUUCUGGAUAACAUGUGAAGCUACAGAUGUGUCUGCGAUGCUGUUGCUGAGAUGACCUCUCCAACUCAGUUGUUUGGGUCACAGCUGUUGAACCCAUAGUCCCUCGUCAAAUGACCUGUGAUCGUUUUGAGUAAACAGCAUCAUAACUAUUCACGCUCAUUCACAGUUCAGUCAUGUUGGGCAGUCAGACCUUCCUAUUUAACUUCCAGCUGCCCACCUUUUGCUGGUUAAUAUUAGGUGUGUCACACUUUUAUCUAAUCUUGUUAGAUGAUGAUAAUUAUCUGGAGGUGAUCCAGUUGGGGUCAGAAGUUUUUUCAGUCUGUUGUAGGAAGGUUUGACAGCAAGGCCUGAGAACCUGGGAGGAGUCUGAAUGGACCGGAGGACAUUCCAACUGGACUCACCAGUUCUCACUCUCAUGUUAAUAUUGUAGCAUCAGAGGGUUAGGAGUCUGUUUCCAAGCCCAGAGCUCUGAGCGAUGUUAGAACUGAUAGCCAUGUCUUAGUGGACUUUAGGGGAACCAGAAGGGGGGGAACCAACGUCCCUCUGCAAUAAGUGAACUGUCUUCUAGCAGCACUGAGUCUCCUGCUGUAAACUAGAACUGGAAGUUUUCUGCCGUCGUCCUCCAGAGCUCCUAUCUCCUUCUCUUAGUGGUUGUGAUGCUGUUCGCUUCAUCCUUGGCAACUUCCUCUGGAGUUUCAGGGACUGACUGGUCUUGGCUUGCUGACCGGAUAUGAACUCCCUGAUUUUCCCUUCCCUUCCGUCCCACAGCUGGCGCUCCCCAGAAACACCUGGACGUAUUAGACCCCUAGUGGUCAAAGGCACCAACUGACCUGGUUCAGCGCUGUUGCUGGCCGCCUGUCAUCACUCUGGGGUGGGGUUUCUGUCAGGUUGAAUCUGAUGUUGAAUAAAGCUUGAGCAGUCGGUGGGUACCCCUCCCCGUCACAGCAUCACACCGUUCUCACCUGUAGAUGCACAACUAGAAAUCAUGAAUAAAACUUUGUCUGACUCUCACACAUGUAAGUUUGGGCUUUGAUUACAUGUCUUUAUAUUUUCAGCCAGUCUUUGUAUUCUAGGCUGCUGGUUUUGGUGUAUUCAUUGAAUCCUAUACUGUUUACUGAAUGGAGGUAGGGGGUGGGGGUGCUGAUCAGGUGGGGUUUAAUAGAAAGGGUGGGGGGUUUGCUCAUGAAUGUGGUCUGCAUUUACUUUUUUUUUUACUUUUCACUUUGGAUUGUUUUGGUUAAGGGGGUAUUCUGUGUCGUUUGCACAAUUCUUUAUUGCUUUUUAAUAGUUAAAUGCAGCAAAGGCACUCAUUAGACGGUGUUGGUUAAAAAACACCAGGUAAUAGCUGUUGUCACUUUUUUGUCUUGUUUGGCUUGUCCCCUUUGGUUUUGUCUUACUGCAGAGUUUGAUCAUGUUUCUUUCUGUACAUAUUAAAAAGAUGUAUGUAAUAAAAUUCUGAAAAACAA